Eremomyces bilateralis CBS 781.70 is the source of this 2742-nucleotide messenger RNA. RefSeq lists its product as uncharacterized. The record is from RefSeq and is a predicted model, not a curated record. The coding region runs from base 335 to 2605 and encodes 756 amino acids. Gene Ontology annotation, molecular function: gamma-tubulin binding; microtubule minus-end binding. Gene Ontology annotation, biological process: cytoplasmic microtubule organization; microtubule nucleation; spindle assembly. Gene Ontology annotation, cellular component: spindle pole; centrosome; gamma-tubulin complex. NCBI's taxonomy places the organism in Eukaryota, Fungi, Ascomycota, Dothideomycetes, Eremomycetales, Eremomycetaceae. The transcript has a single exon.
AUGUGCGGGAUGGUUGUUAUGGCUCACCAGACAGCUAUCACUCAGACUGUUCAUCAACACCACGCUUUUUCUUGUCUUCGCUCGAUUAAUUGCGGUUCGGUUCACGCGUUUGAGAGUCUGGACACGCGUGCGCAACUGGCAUAUUCGAAAAGAUGAUUUGAAAAUCUCACCUCAAGUCCUGAAUGUUCGAAAAUUAUCCUGACUCCGUUUCGCGGAAUCGCAUCCAAGACUAGGAGAAAUAGGUUGCUUGCGUCCGUGAUGCAACCAGCCGUUCCAUACCAUACGGAGUCCCAUCAAUGAUAUCGUAGGUACGGACACAACCAGACCUCCAAUCAUGCUUCACGAAAUUCUACUUGCUCUUUCUGGCCAUCCAUCUCCUCUAUUCUACGAGAACCAGGAUCCACAGGCAACGCCUGAUCAUCAAACACCGUUCCCUGCACUCUCGUCAACGGAGCGCUCCCUUCUCUCGUCUGUCGGCACUUUAGCGGAGGUGCACAACAAAACACGACAAUUCUGUCACCAAAUAUCCUCGACACACCCUUCGCUUGUUUGUCGUGCUGUGGCAACGUGCAUCAGCACCGUCCAUCUUGCUCGUUUCCAAAGGAAAAUCCUCUUGGUGGAGGAGCAGAUCCUACGGAAGGAUGCGUCGCAAGUUGGAGCAUACGAUAUCGUCCCGCUGGCCGGAAUUAUUGCUGAAUUCGAUCCAUGGCAGGGGUUGAUGUCGUGGUAUUGUAUGAUUGCCGAAUUCAUGCUCGCCCCAAAGCAGGAGCCGAAGGAAAGCUGCACGGCAUCCUCCAUUAUCAACCGACUACGCCGGGAGACGAGUACCGGGUAUUUCGACAUUGAGCAAGCAGCCUUAGACCUACGAGGUGUUGCCGAAAGAGCCUGGCUUCGACAGUUAUCUUCAUGGCUGUUGUAUGGCAAUCUAUCGAAAGGUGCUACUUAUGACUUCUUCAUCACGGCGAAUACUGAAAACGGCGAAACGGAGUUCCAUCUUCACACUGAUCACCUUCCACAUUUCGUAGACGAGGAUGUUGCUGCGUCUAUACACCUCGUUGGAAGAUCUCUGAACCUAAUCAAAACACGAAAACUCAUGGCAAACUCCAGCGUUGCUGAUAUCUCCCUUCUACCAAACCAGGCGUCGGUCUUGUCCACUCUGCAAUGCCCACUGACAUCCAGUCAAUUUUCUGCCGCGAUCCAUAGAAUACGGCAGACAUUUUCUCAAAAGACAUUACGUUACCUGCUCCCUCUUCCACGAAUCUUACAACUGCUCGAUUUGAUGGCGGCAUUUUUCUUGUUAGGAAGAGGUGAAUUCGCCGUCUGUCUAAUAUCGGAAGCGGAUCGGUGCAUGGAAGAGAGAAGACAAAUGUCAAACCGGUCAACAACAACGCAGGACACGAGCCUGAAGAGUCUGAUGGUUACAGAAGGGGAGAUAUCUUCAGUUCUUGCUCGCACCUGGUCGACUCUUCUUUCGAUGACAGAUGACUCGGAUGCCUCAGACCCCAUCUUCGACCUUGGCCGGAAACUUCUCUCUCUAAACAUGAGCAGCAACCGUUCUCAAGUUUCGACGUCUCAUCAUGGAAUCAAGAACACACACCAUUCAUUUUACGAUAUGCUUCUCUCCAUCCCCGUACAACUCACUCUCUCUAUCCCCUCUCCCCUGGACCUCUUCCUCACCUCGUCCGAUGUGGAAAAAUAUUCUUCAAUCCAUGCCUACCUUCUAGCAAUCCGUCGAGCACACAUGCACCUUUCCCAGCUCUGGCGUCAAACGUUGCUUCGUCGAGAUCAUCCAGCACCAACGGGCCCGCCUCGCAGCAAUACCGAUUAUGGUCGGCGAGUCCUGAAACAAAAACGAGAACGAGAACGAGAACGACGACUUGAAUGCCGAAAAGUUUGGGCCACGUGCUCUGCGGGUGUGCUUUUGCUCUCUGAACUCGGCGAGUAUUUCGAGGGGCAAGUGGUGCAAAAUAGCUGGCUUCAAUUCAGGUCCUGGAUCCAAAGGAGCCAGCCAGACGGGGAGAACGCAAUGUCAGCAAUGCGGGAUCUCUCUCUCGUGUCCGCAGGGUCUGAUAAGCACGAGACGUCGAUGCAAGAUACGGGGAAUGCUGGGUCACGCUCGCAUGACCCUGAAUCUGUUGCAUCCGCCCAUCGAACUUUUAUAUCCUCCCUUUGCACAUCGCUCCUAAUCACCGAUCCCGCCUUUACCGGUAUCUUGCGCUCGUUUCUUGCCAAUAUCCAAGCACUGACCGGAUCAUUCACGCGACUUGCGUUGAUUCGCUCCGCUUUGGAUCUGGAGUCAGAUGAGGGUGUCGUUGACGCUCUCAUGGAUUACGAACACGAGGAGACAACUGUGAAGCUGGAAUUAGAUCGAUCACGCAAAAGAUUGGACGGGGAUAUGAAGGCUUUGUUGGUUCGUCUGCGGGAAUUGGAUCACAGCACGCUGAGAACAAAUACGGAAGAAUCUGAUGGAUUUGAAGUGGAUGACCCAAGUAGAAGGCCCUAUCAACCCGAUCAGAGUGGAGGCGUUGAUCAGCUCUUGAUGAAGCUUGAUUUCGGGGCGCUUGUCGAGAGGAAUGAGGAAGACGCAGUGUACGAUCUUCUAUAAUGCGAACAUCGAUAUUCCUUCUGGCGCGAUCCGUGGCCACGCUCUACACUUCCCUGAUGCUAUCUCAGGGAAGCAUUCUCGGGCCAUGACUAAGUAUAUCCACACUAACGAUUCUACAAUUAUGCGCUGAAACCUUU